AUGUCGUUUAUUGGCACUCAGCUCAAGUGUAAGGCUUGUGAGAAAACGGUUUAUCCUGUUGAUCAGCUUUCGGCUGAUGGUACUUCUUACCAUAAAGCUUGCUUCAGAUGCACUCACUGCAAAGGAACUUUAAAGCUGAGCAAUUAUUCUUCAAUGGAAGGUGUUCUUUACUGUAAGCCUCAUUUUGAGCAGCUCUUCAAAGAGCACGGAAACUUCAGCAAGAAUUUUCAAUCACCUGCAAAACCAGCUGACAAACCAACUCCUGAGCUGACAAGGUCCGCUAGUAAAGCUGCUGGCAUGUUUUCUGGGACACAAGAGAAAUGUGCUACAUGUGGCAAAACUGCAUAUCCAUUGGAGAAGGUAACAGUGGAAAGCCAGGCCUAUCACAAAUCAUGUUUCAAGUGUUCACACGGUGGUUGUCCUAUAACUCCAUCAAAUUAUGCAGCCCUUGAGGGAAUUUUGUAUUGCAAGCACCAUUUCUCUCAGCUUUUUAAGGAGAAAGGGAGCUAUAAUCAUCUGAUCAAGUCUGCAUCAAUCAAACGUGCAGCAGCCUCCGUUCCAGAAUCUUGA
Molecule: messenger RNA, 570 nt
Organism: Vicia faba (fava bean)
Lineage: Eukaryota; Viridiplantae; Streptophyta; Magnoliopsida; Fabales; Fabaceae
Source: the annotation of a GenBank genome assembly